Molecule: messenger RNA, 987 nt
Organism: Triticum aestivum (bread wheat)
Lineage: Eukaryota; Viridiplantae; Streptophyta; Magnoliopsida; Poales; Poaceae
Product: chlorophyllase-2-like
Exons: 2
Coding region: 1-972 (323 amino acids)
Biological process (GO): chlorophyll catabolic process
Molecular function (GO): chlorophyllase activity
Source: RefSeq, a predicted model, not a curated record
AUGGCUGCCAUGCCGACGAUGGUGUUCGAGGCGGGGCCAAUGGAGGUGGCUGUGAAGCACGUGGACAAGAGCAUGAUCCCGAACCUGGCCAAGCCGUUGAUGGUGGUGGCGCCCAAGGAGGCCGGCGCGUACCCCGUCAUCGUCUUCCUCCACGGCUGGAACAUGCUCAACAGCUGGUACGAGCAGCUCCUCACACACGUCGCCUCCCAUGGUUUCAUCGCCGUCGCACCACAGCUCUACUGGAUGGUGUCCGAGCCCGAUGCCGACGACAUAGACGCCACAAAACGAAUCACCAACUGGCUUGCAGAUCAUGACAAGGGGCUCGCCUACGUCCUCAAGGACGUGUUCAAACUUGAGCAUGUCGAGCCUGACCUGACCAAGCUGGCUAUAGCCGGCCACAGCCGAGGCGGCCAGACGGCCUUCGCCGUCGCCCUCGGACUAGGGGACGCCAAGACCAAGCUGGAGCUCAAGUUCUCCGCCCUCAUCAGCGUCGACCCUGUGGCCGGGGUUUCGAGAGCCCAGCAGUUGGAGCCCAAGGUGCUCACUUUUGAACCUGACUGCCUCGACGUGGGGAUGCCGGUGCUGGUCAUGGGGACCGGGCUAGGUCCCAAGCACAUCGGCGGAUUUCCGUGCGCCCCGGUGGGCGUGAACCACGCCGAAUUCUACAGGGAGUGCGCGCCGCCUCGCUACCACCACGUGGUGAAGGACUACGGGCAUCUCGACAUGCUGGAUGACAAUGUGCCCUACAUUAUCAACAACUGCAUGUGCAUGAGGAACCAACACAACACCAAAGACCUUGCUAGGAGGACCAUGGGAGGAGCCAUGGUUGCCUUCCUCAGGGCUAAAUUGCGAAUCGAUGCUCGUGAACUGAUCGCCAUAUAUCGUAACCUUGAGCUCGCGCCGGCUGUCCUGGACCAAGUUGAUGAGUUUCUUCCUUGCUUGGUUGGACGGCCAGAUCCGUCGUCUGUGUGAGAGUUAUAUUACGUG